Molecule: messenger RNA, 1038 nt
Organism: Trypanosoma theileri
Lineage: Eukaryota; Euglenozoa; Kinetoplastea; Trypanosomatida; Trypanosomatidae
Exons: 1
Coding region: 1-1038 (345 amino acids)
Source: RefSeq, a predicted model, not a curated record
AUGACAAAGGCUGUAAUGGUAAAGUGUUACCUGCUCUGUUUAUUAACUCUUGCACUUUGUUGUGCUUGUGGGUUAGUAUGGGCUGAUAGUCCUAAAGCUUCUGAUGUCCUUAUUAAACCUUCAACUGUUGGUGUUCCUUCUCUUGUUCGUCGUGCUAUUCCUGUAAGUGAUGAUUGGCUUGACUAUGAUGACGAAGUGAACGAAUUGGAGGAAACGGAUGAAAAUGAUGAAUCUGAGAUAGGCGGACCUGCUUCUGUUGGUCCAGUUGGUAAGCAGAAACCCAAACGGCUGGAACGAAAGGAUAAAGAUAAAUUACAAGGAGUUCCUUUAGAAAAAGAUGGUGAUGCAGAAAAAACGAAGACGGAAAUGGUGUCUCCAGAGCGUCAAGGUAACGAACAAAGAGACGUGGCUACUCCAGAGUUGACGAGAGGUGAACCUUCUUCUUUACUUUCAGAAACCCCACAUACACAACCAACUCAGCCUGCUCUUCCACCAUCUCCUGCUACUGAUAGAGAGCCCCCAGGUAAUGCUGUAGAUAGACCAUCAGCUCCGAGCGGACAGAACCCAGCAACACAUAGUAGUGACUCCAACAAUUACGAUCAUAGUGCCGCUUCUUCUUCUGAACCUCCUAAUAAUGCUGUUGCUCCUUCUUCUACUGCAUCUACUACCUCUAUUACACCUACUGAAGGGAGAGAGACUGCGCCUGCAGGUGACAGUCAAGCUGGAGACAGUACACCAGAAGAAAGUGGAGCAAUACAACCAUCUUCUACAAGCAGUUUAACCAACGAGAGUGCAGCUGGUUCUGAGAAUGCAAUCACUGGGAGUGGCAGUACACCUGAAGGGGGUGAAUCAACAAGUAACCCAGCUAAUGAAGAAUCAACCACCACCACCACAACAACAACAACAACAACACUUUCUCCUGAACUGACAAACAACAAGAAGGGUGAUGCAGACAGCAGCAGCAGUAUCAGCAGUUCUGUGUGGGUGCGUGUACCACUACUGAUUGUGGUUACACUGGCCUGUAUUCUUGUGUGCUGA